UCCAAAAAGACCGCAUCGAUUGCUGUAGUAACCGAACGCCCACCGCGAAACAGGCGCCGUGUUUUCUUUCUUUCCUUCGUCACCUCUCUGUUUCGAGAAACAGGGGAGAAGCGAUCGAUGGAGGAGGAGGCGUCGUCAGGGUGGUGGUGGACGUGGAGGGCGGCGGCCGUCGCCGCGGCGGGGGCGUGCCUGCUCCUCCUUCACGUGGCGGCGCGGGUGGCCGACGCGCUGUGGUGGCGGCCGCGGCGGCUGGAGGCGCACUUUGCGCGGCAGGGGGUGCGCGGCCCGCCGUAUCGGCUCCUCGUCGGCUGCGUCAGGGAGAUGGUCGCGCUCAUGGCGGAGGCGGCCGCCAAGCCCAUGUCGCCGCCCGACUCGCACAACGCGCUCCCCAGGGUGCUAGCCUUCUACCACUACUGGAGGAAGAUCUACGGGCCGACGUUCUUGAUAUGGUUCGGGCCGACGCCGCGGCUGACGGUGGCGGACCCGGAGCUCGUCCGCGAGAUCCUCCUGACGCGCGCGGACGCCUUCGACCGCUACGAGGCGCACCCCGUCGUCCGGCAGCUCGAGGGCGACGGCCUCGUCAGCCUCCACGGCGACAAGUGGGCGCUCCACCGCCGCGUCCUCACCCCGGCUUUCUACCCCGACAACCUCAACCGGCUGGCCCCGCAAGUCGGCAGGUCGGUGGCGGCGCUGGCGGAGCGGUGGCGGGUUAUGGCCUCCGCCGGCGGCGGCGAGGUGGAGGUGGACGUGGCGGAGUGGUACCAGGCGGUCGCCGAGGAGGCCAUCACACGCGCCACGUUCGGCCGCAGCUACGACUCCGGCCGCGUCGUGUUCCGCAUGCAGGCGCGCCUCAUGGCCUUCGCCUCCGAGGCUUUCCGCAAGGUCCUCGUCCCCGGGUACCGGUUCUUGCCUACCAAGAAGAACCGGCUGUCGUGGAGGCUGGACAGGGAGAUCAGGCGGGGGCUCGUCACGCUCAUCGGGCGGCGCAGCGACGAGGCCGAUGUGGACGAAGACGCAGAGCUCAACGACAAGGUGGGCAACGGGUUUCGGGACCUGCUGGGGCUCAUGAUCAAUGCAGCCGGCAAGAAGGCGGAGGCACCGGCGAUACCCGUAGAGGACAUGUUGGAGGAGUGCAAGACGUUCUUCUUCGCCGGCAAGCAGACGACCACCAACCUGCUCACCUGGGCCACCGUGCUCCUCGCCAUGCACCCGGACUGGCAGGACCGCGCCCGCCGGGAGGUCCUCGCUGUCUGCGGCGCCGACGAGCUCCCGUCCAAGGAGCACCUCCCCAAGCUCAAAACGCUGGGCAUGAUCCUGUACGAGACACUGAGGCUGUACCCGCCGGCGGUGGCGACCAUUCGCCGUGCAAAGCGCGACGUCACCCUCGGCGAGCUCGCGAUCCCUUGCGACACCGAGCUGCUCAUCCCGAUCAUGGCGAUCCACCACGACCCCAAGUUCUGGGGCCCCGACGCCACCCAGUUCAACCCCGCGAGGUUCGCCGGCGGCGCGGCCCGGGCAGCGAAGCACCCGCUGGCGUUCAUUCCCUUCGGGCUCGGGCCCCGGAUGUGCAUCGGCCAGAACCUGGCGCUCCUGGAGUCCAAGCUCACGCUGGCGAUCGUGCUCCAGCGGUUCGAGCUCACGCGCUCGCCCAGCUACGUGCACGCGCCGACGGUCCUGAUGCUGCUCUACCCGCAGUACGGCGCGCCCGUGAUCUUCCGGCCCGUCUCAUCUCAGCCCUCCGUUUCCAACUGACCCGGUGGACAACGACAGAUAAAAGAUGGAAUGACCCUUUUGCUGUGCAUAUGACUCGUAGGGAUAGGGAACAGAACAACCAAGAAAACCACUAACAAAAGCCUGUCCUGGUCUCCAAGCUUUCUGGCCGGCCAGUUGCCGAAAAUGCCCUCGUUGGAAGACUAGACCAGAGCAGAGCAGAGCAGAGCAGCAGCACCUUCUGGACUUGACGAUGGCGUCGUCGAACACCAACAAACCAACCCCACAUCCUCUGUUGGGCCGCGUCCAUUUGUUGGCUUCUCCUUCCAUGGAUUCUUUCUCCUUCUCUUGUGUAUGCAGCAGCUAUGCAUAUGUGAUAUUUGUACAGGUUUAUUUGUUUGUUUAUUUAUUCAAGUUUUUGUAGCAUACAAUCGAAAGAGAGUCCAAAAACAGCGCAAAAGGAAA
Phragmites australis (common reed) is the source of this 2175-nucleotide messenger RNA. Its product is annotated as cytochrome P450 734A4-like. Gene Ontology annotation, molecular function: heme binding; oxidoreductase activity, acting on paired donors, with incorporation or reduction of molecular oxygen; iron ion binding. The transcript is spliced from 5 exons. The coding region runs from base 118 to 1752 and encodes 544 amino acids. Lineage: Eukaryota; Viridiplantae; Streptophyta; Magnoliopsida; Poales; Poaceae. The record is from RefSeq and is a predicted model, not a curated record. Gene Ontology annotation, biological process: brassinosteroid metabolic process; brassinosteroid homeostasis.